This is a messenger RNA of Cottoperca gobio, 3388 nucleotides long. RefSeq names its product adaptor related protein complex 3 subunit mu 1 (gene ap3m1). The record is from RefSeq and is a predicted model, not a curated record. Gene Ontology annotation, biological process: intracellular protein transport; vesicle-mediated transport. The transcript is spliced from 9 exons. Gene Ontology annotation, cellular component: clathrin adaptor complex. Bases 1294 to 2550 code for a protein of 418 amino acids. Lineage: Eukaryota; Metazoa; Chordata; Actinopteri; Perciformes; Bovichtidae.
UGCCCCCACCCCACGCCAAGUGACGCCAUAACUGAGCUCCACAAAUCAAAAGCCUUGCAUUUAGUUUUUUCAUUUAAAGGUGGCCGGGCACUUCUUACUGCAUCAUAAACUCAUAGAUAAUACAAAAUAAAACUUCUUGUUUAACUCACUUUAACUUUAACUAUCUAAUAGUAGCCUACAACUCUGAACUGUUUAGAUCACAUGAAAGUACACGAUUCUGUAAAUAGUGAAAACAAACUAUAAGUGUGAGUUCAUUGAUACCAAAUAAUUGAUUGUUAUCAUACUAUGUUAUAUUUAUUCUUUGGGAUUACUGUUUUUCCUAUAACAAAUAAUUUAAUCAGGAAAUUAUUGAAAUAUGUAGAAAAAACAUUACAACAGUAGUCCCAAACAUGUAAUAUAGUAUAAGAAAAACUCGCUUCAGCAAAACGGUCAGACUUCAGAUUUCAGAUCCCAGAUAACUCUUCUAUCAAAAGAAAUCUAGACUUUCAAGUGCAGGCACAAAUGCGUUAAAGCUGCAUUAAGUCUGAACCUUUAUUACUAUGUGAAAGGUUUAUCCUUUCCCCUCCUUUAAUGAAUACAAAAGUUCAUGCAGGCAGAACUAAACUUUUGAACUAAUGAACUAACUAUCAUUAGUUUAUUACAAUACAACUGAAAACAAUAUAGAUUACAUAACAUUUAUACAUUGAUUACAGUUGUAAUGUGUGAUAUUGGCCUAUACAAAUACAGUUUGGUUGAUUGAUAAGCAAUAAAAAUGUUUUAUGAAAGAUAAAAAGUUCUAUCUUAUAUGGCGGAUCAUGAUAUUAUAUGACAGCUAUUUGCAUUAUUACAUUUGAAACCUUGCAUGAGGGAAAAGUUUAGCCUUGGGACUUUUGUUGCGUGUCAUACUACCCCGCCCCCUUUUCCCAUAAUGUCUACACUUUCCUCUGUCAACUAAAGCCAAGAAUGAAAAAAAACACGAACACCUGAAAGGCGACACUCGGGGGAAAAUAACCCUGACUGCAAUAGCUGUCUUCAAAUGUUGCCUGAUCACAAUGUCUGAAACAUUGCUCUGAAAGUAUCGAUCAGGUUGACAAAAGAGUCAAUUUGUAUUUAAACCGUCUGUAAUUUAUUUUAAUGCUUUAAUAAUAGUUUUUAGGUCUUAUUCUUUUGAUUUAUUGAUAUGUACUCGUGACUAAGUUACGUUAACGUGUGCAUAGAUCUGCAGGCAUCUCCUCAGCUACUCAGACUCAGUCUGCCAUACUGGCACCAAGUAACUAAUAUCUUUGCCACAAUCAACCGGAGUUAGCAGCUGAGAUGAUCCACAGUCUGUUCCUGAUUAAUCACUCGGGAGACAUCUUCCUGGAGAAACACUGGAAGAGUGUCAUCAGCCGCAGUGUGUGCGAUUACUUUUUCGAGGCGAAGGACAAGGCAGUGGACCCGGAGAAUGUGCCCCCUGUCCUGCAGACCCCACACCACUAUCUCAUCAGCAUUUACAGGGAUAAGCUCUUCUUCCUGUCUGUCAUCCAGACUGAAGUCCCUCCACUGUUUGUCAUUGAGUUCCUGCACAGAGUGGCUGACACAAUUCAGGAUUACUUUGGCGAGUGCUCAGAAAGUUUAAUCAAGGACAAUGUGGUGACAGUGUACGAGCUGUUGGAGGAGAUGCUAGACAACGGCUUCCCACUCGCGACAGAGUCCAACGUCCUCAAAGAGAUGAUCAGGCCUCCCACCAUCCUGAGAUCAGUUGUCAAUACGCUCAUAGGUGGUAGUAAUGUUGGAGAUACAUUACCAACAGGGCAAUUGUCCAGUGUCCCAUGGAGGCGGGUUGGUGUUAAAUACACCAAUAAUGAGGCAUAUUUUGACGUGAUAGAGGAAAUAGAUGCCAUUCUGGACAAAUCAGGUACGACAGUAUUUGCAGAGAUCCAGGGUGUAAUUGAAGCUUGUGUGCGGCUCACUGGGAUGCCUGACCUGACUCUGUCCUUUAUGAAUCCUCGUCUUCUCGAUGACGUGAGUUUCCACCCGUGUGUGCGGUUUAAGCGCUGGGAGUCGGAGCAAGCCCUCUCUUUCAUCCCGCCAGAUGGAAACUUCACACUCAUGAACUAUCAUGUCAGCUCUCAAAAUCUCGUGACCAUUCCGGUGUACGUGAAGCAGAACAUCAGUUUCUUUGAGACGGAACCUUGUGGUCGCCUGGACAUCACGAUCGGACCCAAGCAGACCAUGGGGAAGACGGUGGAGGCCUUGAUGGUCACUAUCCACAUGCCCAAAUCUGUGGUCAGUGCCAACCUCACACCCACACAGGGAAGCUACACCUACGACCUCGCUACCAAGGUGUUGGUUUGGGACAUUGGGAAACUGAACCCCCAGAAGCUUCCCAACUUGCGAGGCAGUCUGAGUCUGCAGGCAGGAGCCCCCAAACCUGAAGAUAACCCUUCACUCAACAUUGACCUGAAGAUUCAGCAGGUGGCCAUAUCAGGUCUUAAGGUGAGUCGUCUUGAGAUGUUUGGAGAGAAGUACAAGCCCUUUAAAGGCGUGAAAUAUGUGACUAAAGCGGGGAAAUUCCAAGUGCGGACCUGAGUAAUUACUCAGAGGUCAACAAUCCAAUGUGCCAAAUAGGGGUCAAGGGUAUCAGCUCACCAAUAUGUCUUACAUCUCCCCUGGCUCAUUCUUAUUAUUGAAGUUAUUUAUUAUGUGUUUGGCAUUACAUAUAUAUGACAGGAUGGUAUUUGUGGCCUGUAAAGGGAAGCCUUAUAAUCAAUGUGACCUUGUUGAAGUGCUAUUAGUAUCUAUCAGUUUAAAUGUGCUGCAUUGUAUUAAGUAUUCCUCCUUUCCUUCUGGACUAUUUCAGAUGUUUCUUUUCUUUAAACACUUUGUGAGUGUUGCUUAAGGGUAAUAUUUUGGUUUGAAAAGGGGCUUUGAGCCUCACUCCUCACUACGUCGACACACCUAUACAAUCUUACGUGCAUGUUGCCUGAGGGUAAGAAGCUAUGCAUUUGAAAACCUUUUUACAUAGUAUAAGGUAGAACGUUUUAUACUUAUAGCCUAUAUAUACAUAUGUUUAUUUUUGAAAAAUCUAUAAUAUCUACUUUCUGAGUCGCUGCAGCGUGUCUUUAGAGCAGGUAUUUUUGCACACAUUCACUCUUUAAUGUGGCCUUGUAAGGUAGGUUAAGGUGCUAUUGUAUAUCACUAAGGUACAUAGUUUGAUUUGGAAGUACAACUCUAUCUGCAGGGCCUACAUACGAACUAAGGGUUCAGGCACUCAGAAAUCUACAAAGUAAUCAUAAUCUUGAAUGCAACUUCUUUAUCAGCACAAGAUUUACACAAUCAAUUGCCCAUGUGGAAAAUACUACUUCUGUUCUUGCAUGAAGUUGAAUCUGUAUUUCAGUGUAUAAGAUGUCUUAAAGAUUUAAAAUGA